This is a messenger RNA of Pediculus humanus corporis (human body louse), 1047 nucleotides long. RefSeq names its product protein Wnt-5B precursor, putative. Gene Ontology annotation, cellular component: extracellular region. Gene Ontology annotation, molecular function: frizzled binding; cytokine activity. Gene Ontology annotation, biological process: multicellular organism development; canonical Wnt signaling pathway; cell fate commitment. The transcript has 6 exons. Bases 1 to 1047 code for a protein of 348 amino acids. The record is from RefSeq and is a predicted model, not a curated record. NCBI's taxonomy places the organism in Eukaryota, Metazoa, Arthropoda, Insecta, Psocodea, Pediculidae.
AUGAUCGUGAUCAUUGUUUUUCAUUCCAGAAAUAAAAAUACGAUGAAAGGAGGAGUCGAAAUUGUGAGGAGUCCUCAAAUAUCAUAUUUAGUCGGAUCUUCUCCUAUGUGUUCACAAAUUCCCGGUUUAUCAUCGGGACAAACGAAAUUAUGUCAGUUAUAUCAGGAUCACAUGUCGACGGUUGUGAGAGGUGGAAGAGCAUCACUUUCAGAAUGUCAGUGGCAAUUUAGAAAUAGAAGAUGGAAUUGUUCAACACUGGAAGGAUUCACGAUAUUCGGACCGAAAAUCGAAAUAGGCAUUAGAGAAUCUGCAUUUACACAUGCAAUCGCAUCAGCUGGAAUUGCUCAUGCUAUUUCUCGUGCUUGUAGAGAUGGACAAUUAAGUUCCUGUAGCUGUAGUAGAUCAGGUCGUCCAAAAGAUUUACAAAGGGAUUGGCUAUGGGGUGGAUGCGGUGAUAAUCUCGAAUACGGUUACAAAUUUACAAAAGAAUUCAUGGAUGUGAAAGAAAGAGAAAAAAAUUAUAAAAAAGGGACUAAAGAACAAGGGAAAAGGGUUAUGAAUUUGCACAAUAACGAAGCAGGAAGGCGGGCAGUAAUUAAAAGUGCAAGAGUGACUUGUAAAUGCCACGGAGUUUCCGGUUCUUGUAGUUUAAUAACAUGUUGGCAGCAAUUAGCUUCUUUCAGAGAAAUCGGAGAUUUACUUCGAGACAAAUACGAUGGAGCAACCGAAGUUAAAGUUAACAGACGAGGAAGGCUUCAAAUUCGAGAUCCACAAUAUCGUUUACACACAGCAAGCGAUUUGGUAUACAUCGAUGAAUCCCCUAAUUAUUGUGUGACUAAUUUAAGUGUGGGAGCUUUGGGUACCCAAGGAAGGGCUUGUAAUAGAACAUCAAUGGGUAUGGAUGGUUGUAAUCUUCUUUGUUGUGGUAGAGGAUACAACACGCAGAAGACAACAAUCAAGGAAAGAUGUCAUUGCAAGUUUCACUGGUGCUGUCAUGUCGAGUGUAAGAUGUGUUUGAACACAAUUGACCUUCACACAUGUAAAUAA